UUGUGUUUAUUUUCAAAAAUGUCUAGAUUGGGAACUUUUGAAGGUCAGGUUCAUGACGAUGGACCAGGUUUUGUAGGAAUAAAGUUUUGUCAAGAAUGUAACAAUAUGUUGUAUCCGCGAGAAGACAAGGAAAAUAAAGUUCUCAUGUAUGCGUGUAGAAAUUGUGAUUUCAAAACAUUGGCUGACAGCAGUUGUAUAUAUGUCAACAAAAUUAUGCACGAAAUUGAUGAGUUGACUCAUAUAGUUGCUGACGUUAUAUCUGAUCCAACGUUACCAAGAACCGAGGAACAUCCAUGCCCAAAAUGCAAUCACAGAGAAGCAGUUUUUUUCCAAGCUCAAACACGAAGAGCUGAAGAAGAAAUGAGACUUUAUUAUGUCUGUACAAAUACUCAUUGCACUCACAGAUGGACGGAAUAA
Molecule: messenger RNA, 417 nt
Organism: Copidosoma floridanum
Lineage: Eukaryota; Metazoa; Arthropoda; Insecta; Hymenoptera; Encyrtidae
Gene: RpII15
Product: RNA polymerase II subunit RpII15
Biological process (GO): maintenance of transcriptional fidelity during transcription elongation by RNA polymerase II; DNA-templated transcription; transcription-coupled nucleotide-excision repair
Cellular component (GO): RNA polymerase II, core complex
Molecular function (GO): DNA-directed RNA polymerase activity; nucleic acid binding; zinc ion binding
Source: RefSeq, a predicted model, not a curated record